UUCACCAAGCCAAUAUAAGUGAUAUACAUAUAGAUCUUCAUCAAGAAAAGGGUUUUGUUGAAUUUGCUGAUUAAUAUUUGAGCCAAAAAACAUGGCCUUGAAAAUGUCAGUUGUGUUUGUGAUAUGUGUGUUAUUCGCUGCUUCAAUGGCUGAAGCCCAACUUGGUGAGAUCAUCAGCCACCUCUUGGGUUUGAUCCGUGUACAGGGCACUGUCUUUUGCACUGCCAAUGGCAGAGUCAAUAGCACUUCAGCUUCAACCCCUGUUUUCUCUAAUGCUCUUGUCCAACUUCAGUGCAAUGGAAAUGUGGUAUCAAGCACAACAACAAACAACGCAGGAGUUUUCUCAAUGUUGUUGGAUCCAGUACAGUUGGUAUUGUCUUCUCUACAGUCUCAGUGCAAAUUAGUGGUGACCACACCUUUGUCCACCUGCAACGCCACUCUGCCUUCGGAUGGGGUGCUCAUAUCUUUACUUCAAACUCUUGGAACCAUCGUCUCUGGCUUGCUUAACAUUACCACCCUUGGUCCUUCUGGCUUCAAUUUCCUACAGACUAUUAAUAAUUAGUACAUAUAUAUAUAUAUAUAUAUAUCUACCUAUCUACCUAAGUACGUACCUUAAAAAAUUAUUACAUAUAUAUUAUUAUUGUCACAUGAUCAUUCCACUACUACUACUUAAAUAAGGUGGUCAAACGACAAUAUGCGUGUCGUUUCAUUUAGUUAUAAUGUGUUCUUUGUUUUUUCUAUUUUGUGUGUGUACUAUUUUGCUAAGAGGAAUUUCUUCUAGCUGCAAAGAAAAGAAAUAAAAUCACUUUAUAUUACAUGUUUCAA
This is a messenger RNA of Humulus lupulus (European hop), 825 nucleotides long. Its product is annotated as phylloplanin-like. NCBI's taxonomy places the organism in Eukaryota, Viridiplantae, Streptophyta, Magnoliopsida, Rosales, Cannabaceae. The transcript has 2 exons. The record is from RefSeq and is a predicted model, not a curated record. Bases 92 to 562 code for a protein of 156 amino acids.